Messenger RNA from Aspergillus calidoustus, 162 nucleotides. The record is from the annotation of a GenBank genome assembly. NCBI's taxonomy places the organism in Eukaryota, Fungi, Ascomycota, Eurotiomycetes, Eurotiales, Aspergillaceae.
AUGGUUCAGUUUUCCGAAGAAACCAAGGAGCGCAUCUCCAAGGUCAUCGAUGUUUCCAGAGUCGCUGUUCACUACGGAUAUCUGCCUUUGAUCCUCUACCUUGGCUACACCUACAGCGAGCCCAGACCGUCUCUGUUCAAGCUGUUUUCCCCGCUGGCAUAA